CUAAGAUCUUGUCUCUCCUUGGCCUUAAGUUCUCUUCAACUACACAGAAGAUUGAAACAUAAAAAUUCCUUCCUAAGGUUGACCUUUGUAGGGCGGGCUUGUGGAAUUUCGGCUUCAUCAUGAGUUGCCUUGUCCUUGAUAGGAAAUCUGGUGGUUUCUCGUUCGAAAAUUGUUACAGGAAUAAAGUCAUCGAACAAAAAGGCUUUAAACUGCCUAAAGCAGUAAAGACUGGAACAACAAUAUGCGGAGUCGUUUUCAAGAAUGGUAUAGUUCUAGGCGCAGAUACACGGGCAACAGAAGGAAGCGUAGUUGCUGAGAAAAAUUGCUCAAAAAUUCAUCGCAUUGCAGAAAACAUAUAUUGCUGUGGAGCUGGAACUGCAGCCGACACUCAAAUGGUCACACUGAUGAUUUCUUCGCAAGUCGAGCUCCACCGUUUGAAUACGGGCAGGACUCCUCGUGUUAUCUCCCCACUUCGUCUCCUUAAACGCUAUCUUUAUCAGUAUCAGGGUUAUGUUGGUGCUGCACUCGUACUAGGUGGUGUGGACUCAACAGGCCCUCAUUUGUAUAGUAUUGCACCGCAUGGAUCAACGGAUAAAUUACCAUAUAUCACAAUGGGUAGUGGGAGUCUUGCGUGUAUGUCUGUACUUGAAUCAAGAUUUAAAUUUGACAUGGAAGUAAGUUCAUUUUUCCGUCUGGAAUUUGGAUAUGUCCUAGCCUCAAUACCUCUUUAUUACUCUAUUUCCGUCAUGAAAGAGCGUUACUACAGAUGUUGGUUGUCUGAUACAAACCUCACUAUCGCCAGUCGUCCUCAACUGAACAACAGACCUUGUGAAGGCGAUAGCUGCGUCUAAGAAUCUGCGACCUAGUUGAAAGCUAAGUACUUUAAUCACCAAGCGACUCUUUCGUAGAUGGAUUCUCAUGUACCUGUCAAUGGAAUUGCAGGAAGUUCACAUUUCAAACUGUUUUAUGCACAAACAGUCGAGUUUUUCUAAUCUUACUAACAUUCUAUAACCAAGAUGAAGCCGUAAAAUUAGUACGUGAUGGAAUAGCAGCUGGAAUAUUUAAUGAUAUGGGGUCUGGUAGUAAUGUUGAUAUAUGUAUUAUUACUAAAGAUGGGACAACCUAUAUACGAUCAUAUGAUGAAGCUAAUGUCAAAGGCAAGAGAGCAGAAAAGUAUAAUCCUUCGGAAGGUACCACUUCUGUUCUCCACAAAAGUGUUCAUCAUGUUGAGUUCGAUGUGGUUACAACACGUGUUGUUCGAGAUAUACCUGCUCAUAGUGUUGAGACAAUGGAUCUUUCUUAAAUGUAUUUUAAAUUUCCUCAAAUGAAUUGUGAUUCCUACGUUGUUUGCUUUAUCGGUUGUUCGAAUAAAUUCACCGUAAAGACUUUCCUUUUCGUUGUCAAAAUGUUUUAACACAGUACAAUAUCCUUAUUCUGUUUAUUUUGAAUUACUAAUAUGCAGUCAACACCAUUCAAAUUCAUUUUAUAGUAAAGUCAUGGGAUAAAAGUACAAAUAUGUAACAAUGGUCUAGUAUUUAUUAAGUAAACGUCAAUAAUUCCACUAGUUCUAGUACUCCCUAUAGAUUAGUUAUCAUUAAUUUUACAGCUGAUAGCGGUUUAGUUAUCUGGCCAGUUUACUGACUCGCCUUUCAUUGAUUCAGAAUAUCAGUAAUUCAGGACAUGAUAACGGUUGUUUAUUAUUAUUAGUAGUAUUAGUAUUAUUGUCAACUAGUUUUGAUACGUUAUUGUUCGUUUUCCACCAUCAGAUACUCAUUAACAUGGGACUCGACACUUAUUGGGUUAUCUAAGCCAUGGAAUGUUGAUUUCUCCAACUUUAAGCAGCUUCAUUUAAAGUUCUUUACGCCUGUAUGUUGAGGUUAAUUAUUUUGUUGCAC
Molecule: messenger RNA, 1895 nt
Organism: Schistosoma mattheei
Lineage: Eukaryota; Metazoa; Platyhelminthes; Trematoda; Strigeidida; Schistosomatidae
Source: the annotation of a GenBank genome assembly